GGUUUUUCCUUGUUGUGAAAUUGACAUCUCUGAAGACAACUUAUUUUAUAAAAGAUCGAUUAUCCUGUUAAGAGCGUGUACAGUUUUUAUGCUGUUUUAUUUGACUUAAAGGCUGGAAGACAGAAACAAAGUGAGUUCAGGCAAAUUCACUGUAGUGUAAUUUAUUUAUAGUGCCUUUUUUCCUUGAAGGAAAAUACCUACUUUAAGAUGUAUUUUAAGACUGAAAUUUUGUUCUUCAGUAUUUGUCAUACAGUAGAAUGGAACCAUUGAGCUGGUUUUGUUUCUGAUACCUGAAAUGAAAAUACUAUGUUCCAAAAUUGUCACUUUUUUCAGCUUUAUUAUCUGUAGCUUAUUAUGUACAUUGUAUCCUUUAGCACCGUCUGUGUCAUAGCAAAAUAUUAUCACCUGCAGUGUGUUUAACAGUGAUUAGAAGCGACGUUAAACGCUGCAGAAUUCGUUUGCAUGUUCUUACUGUGCACUAAUAGAAUGUUUUCAUUUCGGUUGUCUCUAAAAUAUCUUUAUAUUCUUAACUAGAUGCUCAAUUUAAACGGAGGAAGGAAAAGGGUGACAGAUCUUUGUUUUGCUGUUUAAGGGAAAGGGAGUUAAGAGAGCUCUGUGAGCUAGCUAAACUGCUAAAGGGAUAUAGCAAUUCCUACAGUUUCAAGAUUCUGACCUGAUUCAGGAAUACGUGCUAAUUUCAGAAAGCAGCUGCAGUAAGGAAGGGUGCUUAAACACGUAUUCUUUCUAAAGGAUCUGCUUUGAGGUUACUGCAUGUGACUUCUUUUGAACAGUGACGCUUUCCAGGGAGGAAGUUACAAUUCUGGGAGAUAUAGCUCACUUGAUUGCUGGUUGGAUGAGCUGAGAUCUGGUAAAAAUAAUUUUACUUGUUCAUUGUCGUGAAAGACUGUCGCUCUGCAUUCCCGAGAAUGCCAGUUUUGUGUCCUUGCAUCCUGCAAGUAUGUAAAAAUACUUCUUUACUAAGCUACUAUAAUAGAGCUUCUUGUAUUUUUCUAAUUAUGCAUUACCUACAAAAAGAGGUGCCCAACACAAGACUAACUUUGCAAAUUGCUAGAAUUGCCUAGAAAGAAGAUCAUGCUCUCUUUUCAUCAAGGGGAUGUGCCCAGGUCAGAUUGGCUUCAAAUUUUUAUGCCAAGAAACCAAAGCAGCAGCAGUCAGAAACUAAGCAGAUUCAUGAAAACCUCUGAUCAAUGGGAGUACUUUAAAAUAUUUUGCAAGCAUUCUUUGUAUCAAGAGCUUGUAUUCUGUAAGUGUGUCAAAAGUAAGGAAAACCUGAAAGUGAAGCUGAAUUGCUUCUUAUUUGCUCAAUCUGAGGCCACAUGUAUUGGACAUGGGGAGUUAAAUCUCAGUCAUUACUCAGUGAGGAUGAUUAGCAAAGACAGUUAAUUUUAAACUAGUACUUAAACUAUACAGAUAACAAACAAGUUGUUAGUGUUUGGGUAAAAGUCUAGGGACAGCAAGCUUUCAGGUGCCUGUUACUUGAAAUGAUCAGUUGGUCGGAAUUUCAUGUCUCAUGAUCAGUGGAGGCCCUUUCAUAGUAGUAUUUAUCCUAAGUUACCAUGCAGUGCUUCCAGAAAUACUUGCUUUGUGCUAAGAAUAGACAACACCGUGUUCUCAUGGCAGAGUCUGAAUACUGGAAGAGGUUGCCCAGAGAGGUUAUGAGCUCUCUGUCCAUGGAGGGAUCGAGGACUUGAUUGGGUAUGGUCCAGGGCAGCCUGGUUGCAUUAGACCCACCUUGUGCAAGGGCUGGGUUGGGAGCCUUCCUCCCACCCUAAAUUGAUCUCUGACCAUAUAAAUGUAACAAAGGGACGAUGUCUGGUGGCUUCUCUGUUAGGGGGUUCUGUUGGUGUUUUUAAUUAGUGACCGCUGUGAGACGUCAUCAUUUUAUCUCGUGAGUCUGUGAUUCUGACUACUGUAACGAGUUCUGUCUUGAUGUGGUAAUGAGUUAUCAUAUUCAGUAUUCAUCUCUCUUGUUUUUGUCACAGUUCUGUAUGAUUGUGUCAUUUUUGUAUUAUUUGAAAGUAUUUCUUCUACAAAAUAAAAUAAUUUGCCAUAAACAAAUAGAAUUCUGUUUAAUGCCACAGAAGAAGACAUUGUUUCAGGGGUUUAUAUUUGCCACGUUUGUGACCCUUUCAUAAAGACAUUGUAUAUUUGUGUAACAGUGAAUGCUUUCAAAUAAAAGAAAGAGGAAAUCUGUGAAUUCAGAGAUUCUAGAGAGGUUACACUGAAGACCUGAAAUGGAUGCGGAGCGUAAAGAAUGGCGGAUAUGUUUUCCUAUGUGGUUACUAUUCACAAUGAGUUGACACCUGUAUCUAAAGCUCAUGGUUGAAUAUUCCAAAUUCCUGGCUGGCUCCUCUACCACACACUGAGUUGUCUUUUUUUUUUUUUUCUUUUUUUCCUAGCAGGAUUUCUUACUUGGUAGAUUUGUAUUUGGACACUGUUAUUCCUAUAGUAUCUUAGUUCAUGACCAGUCCCAGUCUGGAAACCACUCAAAAGAACACACAUGAACAUUUUUAGGCUGAAUUUUAUUGGCACUUUCCACCUUAAUAUUUGUAGAAAGACCCUUGUUGUUGCUGUUGUUGCUCUCUACUACCCUAAGCUGCAGGAGCACAGUCAGAAUGGAAGUACUGACACAUGACACCUUUCUCUGUGCAGGAUUUGCAAGGCGUUAAGGGUAUGACAGAGUUUAGGUUAUUUUUAAAAUGGUCUGCUUGAAAUAGUCAUCUGGAAUACCAACUGUCUCGCUACCAUCAGGAUCAGCUACAAAAGUUGGAAUGGACCCUAAUAUGGUUAAUGCAGGAGAAAUGAAUGGUUCUGGCAACCUGAUGGAUUUUCUGGAUGAGCCUUUUCCUGACGUUGGGACUUAUGAAGAUUUCCACACUAUUGACUGGCUGCGAGAGAAAUCACGUGACACUGACCGCCAUAGGAAGAUUACAAGCAAAAGUAAGGAAUCCAUAUGGGAAUUCAUCAAGAGUUUGCUGGAUGCCUGGUCAGGAUGGGUUGUAAUGCUUCUCAUAGGACUACUGGCAGGCACAUUAGCUGGAGUGAUAGAUUUAGCUGUGGAUUGGAUGACAGACCUGAAGGAAGGUGUCUGCCUGUCUGCAUUCUGGUACAGCCACGAGCAGUGCUGCUGGACGUCUAAUGAAACGACCUUUGAUGACAGAGACAAAUGUCCCCAGUGGCAGAAAUGGUCUGAACUUCUUGUAAACCAAUCAGAGGGUGCGAGUGCUUACAUUCUGAACUAUUUUCUGUACAUUCUGUGGGCUCUAUGUUUUGCUUUCCUGGCAGUCUCCCUGGUCAGGGUGUUUGCUCCCUAUGCUUGCGGCUCCGGAAUCCCAGAGAUAAAAACCAUCUUGAGUGGGUUCAUUAUUAGGGGCUACCUGGGAAAGUGGACACUUUUGAUUAAAACAGUCACCUUGGUUCUGGUGGUAUCUUCAGGCCUCAGUCUUGGGAAAGAAGGGCCCUUAGUCCACGUGGCCUGUUGCUGCGGAAACUUCUUCAGCAGCCUCUUCUCCAAGUACAGCAAGAACGAAGGAAAAAGAAGAGAGGUUCUUUCAGCUGCAGCAGCUGCAGGAGUUUCUGUUGCCUUUGGGGCUCCAAUUGGAGGUGUACUUUUUAGCCUGGAAGAGGUCAGCUAUUACUUUCCCCUGAAAACCCUCUGGAGGUCAUUUUUCGCUGCUCUUGUGGCUGCCUUCACACUGAGGUCCAUCAAUCCUUUUGGAAAUAGCCGACUGGUCCUUUUCUACGUGGAGUACCAUACCCCCUGGUACAUGGCUGAGCUCUUCCCCUUUAUCCUUCUUGGCGUCUUCGGUGGCCUCUGGGGGACCCUCUUUAUCCGCUGCAACAUUGCCUGGUGUAGGAGGCGAAAAACCACCAGGCUUGGGAAAUACCCGGUCCUGGAAGUUAUUGUGAUAACAGCCAUCACUGCCAUCAUCGCCUACCCCAACCCGUACACCCGGAGGAGCACCAGUGAGCUGAUCUCAGAGCUCUUCAAUGACUGCGGUGCUCUGGAGUCCUCCCAGCUCUGCGACUACAUCAAUGACCCAAACAUGACCCGGCCAGUGGAUGACAUUCCUGACAGACCUGCUGGCCCUGGAGUCUACACUGCCAUGUGGCAGCUCGCCUUGGCUCUGGUGUUUAAAAUUGUCAUCACAAUAUUCACUUUCGGCAUGAAGAUUCCUUCAGGCCUUUUCAUUCCCAGUAUGGCUGUUGGAGCCAUGGCUGGCAGGAUGGUUGGAAUUGGAGUAGAGCAGUUGGCCUAUCACCAUCAUGACUGGAUCAUCUUCAGGAACUGGUGCAGACCUGGGGCAGACUGCGUCACGCCAGGACUUUAUGCUAUGGUGGGAGCGGCUGCUUGCUUGGGUGGUGUUACUCGAAUGACCGUCUCUUUGGUGGUGAUUAUGUUUGAGCUAACUGGAGGCUUGGAGUAUAUUGUACCUCUUAUGGCUGCAGCUGUCACAAGCAAGUGGGUGGCAGAUGCCUUUGGGAAAGAAGGGAUCUAUGAAGCUCACAUCCAUCUCAACGGUUACCCGUUUCUAGAUGUGAAGGAUGAAUUCACCCACCGAACUCUGGCAACAGAUGUCAUGAGACCAAGACGUGGUGAAGCUCCUCUUUCUGUUCUGACACAGGACAGCAUGACUGUGGAGGAUGUUGAGACAUUAAUUAAGGAGACUGACUACAAUGGCUUCCCAGUUGUGGUCUCAAAAGACUCGGAGAGACUUAUUGGAUUUGCACAAAGACGAGAGCUCAUUCUUGCAAUAAAGAAUGCACGACAGCGUCAAGAUGGGGUGGUGAGCAACUCCCUUGUGUAUUUCACUGAAGAUCCUCCAGAACUGCCACCCAAUAGUCCCCAUCCUCUGAAGCUGCGGCGUAUUCUCAACCUGAGCCCUUUCACUGUCACUGACCACACACCGAUGGAGACUGUGGUAGAUAUCUUCCGGAAACUUGGGCUCCGACAGUGUCUUGUCACUCGCAGUGGGAGGCUGCUGGGUAUCAUAACUAAAAAGGAUGUAUUACGACAUAUGGCUCAAAUGGCAAACCAGGACCCUGAAUCUAUCAUGUUUAACUAGAAUGUUAAAGGAAUAAGGAAGUAAUCCCAAAGGAAUCCUUUCUAGAUUAACACAGAGGUGUUCAAUGUUUCUUUUUAUUUCAAAGGAAAAUGUAAUGUGUAUGAGGAAUGGUCUAAUAGGUCUCUGACAGAGGGCGUGGAUGCAGGAUGGCACUUAUUUAAUGAGGAAGGCAGUUUAGAAGCUCUGAGCAGCUGCAGACAUCAAGCUGUGUUUUCUUAAUGAGUUUCCUAACAGCUCAAUUGGUGCACUGGUGGGUGUAAGUGAUGUGGUGCUGAGAGACAAAGAGCCAGGAGCAGCAGAGGGAUGCAUCAACAUUCACAGGAACUCAGGAGGCAGGUGUGAAGACUAGCAGACACUGUUUUUGUAUAAACUGUUAACAAAGAUUUGUGUUCCAAACUAGAGAGUGUGUAUGAGCAACGUCAGUUGUUUUUAUUACUGAAACCAUGGCUAUUUAUUUGCUAUUGAUUAAUACCAUUUUCAUGAGGAAAAAAGAAAGUCAUAUUUUAAAGUCCAACAUUUUGUCACCUUCACUUAUUUUUGUAAAAGUUAAGUAAAUUCAGGACUGAAAUUAAAGGAGCAAGAGCACAUUUCAAUUCACUUUAAAAUAUAGUGGCUGCUGCUCCCCUCUUUAGUCCUUUGAAUUUUACAAUUUAUAUACCUAUACAGUUUGUAAGUAUACAGUUCAAUAUUUCUGUCAAUCAGCUUUUCUUUAUUAAUGUGAAAAUGUGACUUAUUUCUAAGAAGCAUGAGGAAAAACUUCUUUACUGUGAGGGUGAUGGAGCACUGGCACAGCUUGCUCAGAAAGGCUGUGAAGUCUCCUUUCUUUGAAGAUAUUCAAAACCCACCUUGGAUGUGAUCUUGUGCAAUGUGCUUGAGCAGGGGGAUUGGAAUAGGUGAUCUUUAGAGGUCCCUCCCAACCUCAACCAUUGUGUGUGUGUGAUUUCCUAUUUCUCUAUGCAAUUUUGGGUACAGAUACUGUAAUACUUAGUAUUAUGUGGUUUGCUGUGACAGUAGAAAAAAGCAUGAAAGCAAGCGAAGGAAUUUUAAAAGACACAAAAGGGAGAAUGGUAUCCAGCUCUAAUCAGUGCUGGUGACAAGAGAUUGAAUACUUCACCUGUCACUUCUUGCGUAAAGGGAAAUUGUCAUUUUUCACAGAAAUUGGAAAUUCUGCAUUGAUUCCUGAUUCUCCUCUUAGUUCCUUUCCUUCACUGGCUUUUCUUGACGCUUGUCUGCACCUGCCAAGAGAUUGCUUUAGUUAAUUUAACAACCACAGACAUUUAUUCUGUAGCAUAUUUGUUCUUUAUGCUGCAUCUGCCAGUCAUGGGACUGCAGAAUCCCUCCCCACUGCAUUGUGGAAGGGAUAAGGGAUCAAAUGGACUGAGGAUGCAGCCAACAAUAGAAAGGCUUUAAUUGUUUAUGUGUUCGUAGCAAGAAAACAUGAUUUAACACCCCCACACAGGGACAUCCAAGCCACUCAGGUAAAAAUGUUACAUUUUCUUAAACCUUUGCUCUAGUCCUGUAUGAGAUACAUGGGGUCAACAUUUUCUGUGUUAACACACUAGCACUUUAGUCAUUACUGAUUUCAGUAAUAGACAACCAAAUUCUACUCUCAGUUACACCUAAUCCAUGCUGCCCAGCGUUUGGUUUGUAAGCUUGAAGAUAAUGAGUGGAUGGUUAUUUAGAUGCUCUGAAUCUCCACCAGGAGGGCCUUCUGACUGCCCAAGUCUCUGAACAAACCAUUGAUUUAGGCAGCUAAAACCUCUACUAUUUUUGCUCAGAAUUAUACAGAUAACAGAAGCUCAAGUCUACUGCACCCAAAAGGUUUUCAAGGACAGAGAUGAGAAGAUUAUGCCAGAAGAACCAGACAAAAGCCAUACUAUCGAGCCAACUUGAAGGCAUGAUCAUUGUGUCCCUGAAUUGAGACAGCUAGCCAGGUGCACCCUAAGUUAGAUGCCCAAAAUUACAAAUUCCUACUCUUAUCUACAGAGACCCUGCUUCCUUCUGGCAGGUGUCCUACUGCAUUCAGAUAAAGUAAAGUAUGGCUCAAAUUGUUUAAGAGAAAGAAAGGGAUAGUUUUAAUUUGCCAAGUACAGCAUUUAACAAUAGUGUUUGCAACAGACUGACAUAAAUACAUGUAGCUCUGACCAAAUCCCAUAAAUAGUGAAGUGUGUAUUCUUUUUGUUAACUGAACAUCUGCAGCAUGAUGUAUUAUUAAAGGCAUAUUGUUAAACGUAAACCAUGGGACUGAGUAACCCUUCUGAAAAUAGGAAAUGCAACAUAGUGUUGCUGCUUCUUUUGUUUUGCUACAAAGCAAUCAUCAAUGAAACUCACAAAAAAGCAACCAAGUUAACCACAAAUCUCAUGAAAACUGGAUUGCAUCAUCUGUAGAGGGAUUUUAAAAUUCAUUUUAAAAAUCAGUGAUUUCCCCAAACUAAACCCAAAUGUAAGGUUCUGCUCCAAAUUAAUAGAAUCUAAAUAGACUAACUUCUGGGGGCAACUUUUUUCUGCAAUUAAAACUGAAAGACUGGGUUUUACUUUUCACUUUUAUGGCUCCUAACAUUAACAUAUGCUUGAUGAACACUUUCUCCAUCUCCUUUUAUGUUUAUAUGGGAAGUAAGUACGCAGACUCUAACCACUUGAUCACUGCUAAAUACCUCUUUUGCUCAUAAGACAAGAGAAAUAAGUUCACUUAUUUGCUAUUUGAAACCAAACUCUCUGCUUCACAUAUGUCAAGGAAAAAAAGGAGGUCUUAAAGACUUCCGUGUUAUCCAAGCAGAUUUCAAUCCAUGCUCCAUUAGCAUUUAUUCCACAGCAGAGCUAACUCUGAAGAGCAUUCACUAGCAAGUAUUUACUAAGAACGAGGAUACAUCAAUGCUGAAAAAAAAUUGUUUCUUGAAAGAAAGAUUUUGAGUCAGGUAAGAUUAAACUGGUCAUGAAUACAAACUCAUUUAGGUAUAGAUAACCCAAGUCUAUCUGUUUAAACUCAGCCCAUGGCUAUGUACAGGCCAAUUCUCCAUGAUACCCACAGGCCUGAUCCACUAAAAUGAACAGCCCUGUGAUGUUUUCUCAGCUCAUCUUACUGGGCUGUAUAGGAGUAGCCUUAAGAACAAGAUCCAUAAAACCAUCAUGAUGGUUUGUAAGAAACAGCAACAGAAAGAACUGUGGCUUUGACUCUACGACCACCACUGAAACAGAAGACAGGGAAAUGGGGUUCAGAAACAGCAUAACAAUAGCUAACUUCAGCUGCUUGGUAUUAUCAAGGCUGAGUUAAGGCUAGAAAGUCAAGAAGACUUUGAAACAGGAGAGGCUUUGCUCAUCAGAAAACUUCCAGAGAUGGUAUUUGGCUGUACCUCCUGUUGAAUUUCCUCCAUGAUACUGUUUUCAUUGCUCAUAUAACUUGAGUGGCUGAAUGAUGAACAUUCCUAAUAGAAAUUAAUUACAUGGUUUUCUCAAGAAAGAAAGGAAAGAAAGGAAAGGAAGAAAGGAAAGGAAGAAAGGAAAGGAAGAAAGGAAAGGAAAGAAAGGAAUGGAAGGAAGGGAAGAAAGGGAAGAAAGGGAAGAAAGGAAGGGAAGAAAGGGAAGGAAAAAAAACAGUUCUAAUGUAAUAAUCUUAGGUAAUCCCCCAUAACAAGCCCACUAUUAUUCACCAUUUUCCAUCUAUUUUCUCAAAUGUGUCUCAGAAGUCACUGUAGACUCCAAGAGGUACAGACCUCAGCCUUAAGUGUUUGAAUUGAUACAAUUCAAAAUAAUAGUCACAUAGCCUGAUGAAUCUGAAACUUACACAUAUUAGUGCACAGCGCUUUGUUUAUGCAGCUUGUGAAAUCCUCACGUUCAAACAGUUGGACUUUGAUAAUGUCAAACUAAACAAGAGAGCAAAAACCUUUGAAUGAUGCAAAUUCAGUGUUGUACCUUUGUUUUGCAUGAACUGCAUUCAGUUAUAUUCAGCUUCUGAUGUGUAUGUGAAGCAACCUGUACCAGAAGGUUCACUAUUAAAAUGCAGGACGUGGAUGGCUUUGGCCAUAUCCUUUGGCUGUCACAGUGACACUAAUUAUUUAAUUCUUAUGCUUUGAUGAAGCGGAAAAAGAAUGUUUAAGAAUUACAGAGGACACAUUGAUUCUGUGUUGGAAUGACAAUACAGUUAUGAAUAUUGUUUUGUUGUUGUAUUUUUUUUUCUUUCAUUAUGGUAGAAAACAGCAUAUAUGUUGCACCUUAUCAAAAACAAUGUUUGGAAUCUAUUUUUUAAAUAAAACUG
Messenger RNA from Lagopus muta (rock ptarmigan), 9339 nucleotides. It is a transcript of the gene CLCN4, whose product is annotated as chloride voltage-gated channel 4. Bases 2793 to 5087 code for a protein of 764 amino acids. Gene Ontology annotation, molecular function: voltage-gated chloride channel activity. The transcript is spliced from 12 exons. Gene Ontology annotation, biological process: chloride transport; transmembrane transport. Gene Ontology annotation, cellular component: membrane; early endosome; synaptic vesicle. The record is from RefSeq and is a predicted model, not a curated record. Lineage: Eukaryota; Metazoa; Chordata; Aves; Galliformes; Phasianidae.